GAGCUGAGCCAGACCGUACUUACUACGUACAACCUGUUCCACGAAAAGCAGAUGAACAUUAAAGAAGUGGCUAAAUCACGGAACUUGGUGGAAGGAACAAUUUUUGGCCAUCUUUCGGAUGCUUUGAAGGCUGGAUAUCCAGUGGAUUACAAGAGAGUGGGACUCACUGCAGAAAUGCAAGAGCUGGUGACGAAGACAAUCAGGUCACCUCCUAUCAAUUCAGACAUCAGCAAGUUGUCAGCAAUCAAAGAUCGUUUGCCUCCUCAUGUGUCGAAUGGUCACAUUAAAUUGGUCAUCGCUAUUUUGGAGCUCUCGUGUGGAGCAUUCUCUCAGGGCACCCCAGCUGAGCCCCAGAGCCAAAGAUUCUUCAAGUCUGGCACCCAACCGAUAAAGUGCGCAAGUAAACCCGCACCUGCUUCUCAAGAAACUGCGAGGAAGCUUCCAGGAUGGCUCUCUGGAAAACCAGGAGGGAAGAGAAAGAAUCCUUUUUGAAGGCAAAAGCGGUGACUGUGACUUGAACUGGUUAGCCAUCAUCAGCUUAGCUCUCACAAGCAUUAGAUGGCUAACAACAGGAGCUCAUGACUAAAAGUGACACUGUACAAAAAUAGAAUUUUUUUUCUGUCAGAGUAAAUGUGUAUCUAAUUGUGAAAAUAAAUUGAGAUUUAUAAUA
Molecule: messenger RNA, 670 nt
Organism: Orbicella faveolata
Lineage: Eukaryota; Metazoa; Cnidaria; Anthozoa; Scleractinia; Merulinidae
Product: bifunctional 3'-5' exonuclease/ATP-dependent helicase WRN-like
Biological process (GO): telomere maintenance; double-strand break repair via homologous recombination; DNA replication
Cellular component (GO): nucleoplasm; chromosome; nucleus
Molecular function (GO): 3'-5' DNA helicase activity; nucleic acid binding; four-way junction helicase activity
Source: RefSeq, a predicted model, not a curated record